GCGCGAUCGCCGGUGCCCGCCGCUUGCCGAGCUGUGUGCUUGUGGGCCAAAGCCGCAGCUGCCCGGGCGCGACGCGACCCCCGACCGGCGCCGCGAUGAGGAGGACCCGCGAGGAGGUGGACGCGACGCUGCAGGUCGCUAAACUGAACGCGGCCGAGCUGCUGCCCGCCGUGCACUGCCUGCGCUUCGGGCCCGGGGCCAGCGGCGCGGCCGCCGGCGACUUCUGCCUGCUGGAGCUGGAGCCCGCGCUGUGCCGGCGGCUGGAGGCCGGACGCAGUCUUGUGAUUCGUGGUGAUAAAGAUGAGCCAGCUGUGCUAUGCAGUAAAGACAAAACAUAUGACUUGAAAAUAGCAGACACUUCGAAUAUGUUGCUUUUCAUUCCUGAUUGUAAAACUCCAGACCAGCUGAAGAAGGAAGUGCACUGUGACAUUAUUCACACUGAGAUCUUUGGUUUUUCCAAUAAUUAUUGGGAACUAAGAAGAUGUAGACCUAAAUUAAAGAAGCUAAAGAAACUUUUGAUGGAAAAUACCUAUGAAGGACCUGACAGUCAAAAAGAGAAGGAUUCCAAUUGCUCAAAAUAUACAACUGAAGAUUUGCUUGAUCAAAUUCAGGCAAGUGAGGAGGAAAUAAUGACCCAGUUACAAGUUCUAAAUGCCUGUGAGAUUGGAGGUUAUUGGAGGAUUCUUGAAUUUGAUUAUGAGAUGAAACUUCUGAAUCAUGUCACUCAGCUUGUGGAUUCUGAAUCAUGGUCUUUUGGUAAAGUACCUUUGAAUAUAUGCCUUCAGGAACUUGGGCCAUUGGAGCCAGAGGAAAUGAUAGAACACUGUCUUAAAUGUUAUGGGAAGAAGUAUAUAGAUGAAGGUGAAGUUUAUUUUGAAUUGAGUGCUGAUAAAAUAUGCAGAGCAACAGCACAGAUGCUACUUCAGAAUGCUGUGAAAUUCAAUCUCGCCGAGUUUCAAGAAGUGUGGCAGCAGAGCGUGCCUGAAGGAAUGAUAACCAGGCUUGAUCAGCUUAAGGGUUUAGCACUGGUGGAUAGACACUCGAGACCAGAAAUCAUAUUUUUGCUCAAAGUAGAUGAUUUACCUGAGGAUAAUCAGGAACGUUUUAAUAGUCUAUUCUCUCUAAGGGAGAAGUGGACAGAAGAAGAUAUUGCUCCAUAUAUUCAAGAUUUGUGUGGAGAGAAGCAAACCAUAGGUGCAUUACUCACUAAAUAUUCUCGUUCUUCGAUGCAAAAUGGUGUUAAAGUUUAUAAUUCAAGAAGACCCAUUUCUUAAAAGAACCACAGUCGUUUCUUUGGGACUAUACAAAUUUGGGCUUUAUAAAGUUGCUGGAUAUAAGAAAAGAUCAUCUUAUGUAUUUUUAUUCCUGAUUUUUAUAAAAAAGUCUUUAAGGCAUUUUUCUCUUCAUCUUAAGCAUUUUGAAACUACUAUUCUUCCUAUUUUUUAAAUGUAAAAAGAUAUUUCUGUACCUUUCAAAUUAUAUUUGUACUAUGUAAACUGUAUAAACAAGGACAAAAGAAAGUAUUAUUUACUAUAUU
This is a messenger RNA of Lemur catta (Ring-tailed lemur), 1537 nucleotides long. It is a transcript of the gene DSCC1, whose product is annotated as DNA replication and sister chromatid cohesion 1. Gene Ontology annotation, cellular component: Ctf18 RFC-like complex; nucleus; chromosome, centromeric region. The transcript has 9 exons. Gene Ontology annotation, biological process: maintenance of mitotic sister chromatid cohesion; mitotic sister chromatid cohesion. Bases 96 to 1274 code for a protein of 392 amino acids. NCBI's taxonomy places the organism in Eukaryota, Metazoa, Chordata, Mammalia, Primates, Lemuridae. The record is from RefSeq and is a predicted model, not a curated record.